UCUCUUCUAAUAGCUGCCACUCAUCCAAUCCACAAAUUUCCCUCUCUUCCAUGAGAAGCUGAAUUGAACUCUUCCCAUUUUUCUCCGUUCAUCUUCGCCGGAGCAAUUUUUCCCAUGGCGAAAACUUUGAUUUCAUCUCCGUCGUCGUUCAUCGGAACUCCUUUGCCGUCGCUCUCUCGCCAUGUAUUUCACCGGCGAAGGCUUAUCUCUACUAGAGUGAAAUUCAGCUUCCAUGACCUUCCCCCGAUUCACUCGCUUCACUCUAAUUUUGAUUUUGAAGCUGUUGUAAGCCGAGCGGAGGGACUUCUCUAUACGUUAGCUGAUGCUGCCGUCGCGGCUGAUCCUGGUGUUGCUUCCGAUGUUACUGCCGCCGGUACUGCUCAGAAAAGUGGUGGUUGGUUUGCUUUCAUUUCUGACGCCAUGGAAGUUGUGUUGAAGGUAAUGAAGGAUGGACUGCAAGCUGUGCAUGUGCCUUAUUCCUAUGGAUUCGCAAUCAUAUUGCUUACUCUCCUGGUUAAAGCUGCCACUUUCCCUUUGACAAAGCAACAGGUUGAAUCAACUUUAGCAAUGCAAAAUCUCCAACCAAAGAUCAAAGCUAUUCAACAAAGAUAUGCUGGAAAUCAGGAGAGAAUCCAACUCGAGACUUCACGUUUAUAUAAGCAGGCAGGGGUCAAUCCUCUUGCUGGAUGUUUCCCAACUUUGGCUACUAUACCUGUUUGGAUUGGUCUUUAUCAAGCUCUCUCCAAUGUGGCAAAUGAGGGAUUGCUGACUGAAGGUUUCUUUUGGAUCCCUUCUUUGGGAGGCCCGACUACUAUAGCUGCUCGACAGAGUGGAUCUGGAGUUUCUUGGUUAUUCCCAUUUGUGGAUGGGCAUCCGCCUUUGGGUUGGCAUGACACGGUGGCUUACCUCAUUUUGCCUGUCCUGCUAAUUGUUUCACAAUAUGUUUCAAUGGAGAUAAUGAAACCUCCCCAAACAGAUGAUCCGUCUCAAAAGAACACACUUCUGGUUUUCAAGUUCCUUCCGCUCAUGAUUGGCUAUUUCUCUUUGUCUGUUCCAUCAGGGUUAACAAUUUACUGGUUCACAAAUAAUGUGCUGACCACAGCACAGCAGGUAUGGUUGCGCAAGUUAGGUGGUGCAAAGCCUGCUGUGAGUGGAGAUGCCGGUGGUAUCAUCAGUGCUGGACGUGCAAAGAGAACUACCUCUCAACCUGAACAAGCUGGAGAGAGAUUCAGGCAGCUAAAAGAAGAUGAAAAGAUGAAAAAGUCAACCAAGGCACUCCCUACAGAUAAGGUUGAACUUUCUGCUUCUAUAUCUGAUUCCGAGGACGAACAAGAUGAUGACACCAAGCCCAAGGAUGAAGAAGUUCUGGAAGAGGCUUAUGCUUCUAGCAGUAGUAAAGAAGUUCCAAAUUACUCAGGGCCAAGGAAGAGUAAGAGAUCAAAAAGGAAGCGUGCUGUAUAAAGUGUAUUGUUUGCAGUGAGCACAUUAGAAGUGGAGCAACAAGGACUUUAGACUAGACAACAUUACUCUUCCGACAAUUCAGUUGGUGAAGGUUAAUAAAGUUCCUAUCUCAAAGAUAUCCCAGUGUUUGUACAAGCAAAAUAACCUAAAUCUCAGAUCUUCUAACUAUUAGAUAUAUGUCUAACCUCCAACUCUCAGCAAAUAUCAUGAUUUCGUACGGCUAGCUUGUUCUUUUGCUCAUAGCCAUGAUGGCAGGUGACAAUUUCUAGUUGGCUUUGGCCCAGUAGUGGUAUAGGGAUCCUUCUUGUAUAUUCCCUGCUUCACAACAGUUUGAUAAGAGACUGCAUGCAUAAACUAAAGCAAAAGAGAGACUACACACUUUAGUUGGCAAUUUAACUUGUAUAUAUGACACAUGUAUCUUAGUCUGUGUCUAGUGCCCCUUUUUUAUGCCGGUCAUAUAUUUGAGGACUAUUAGCUAAAUGAAGAAAGCCUGCUGAGUUGGCAAAUUGGUUAAGAUUUACUCAGGCUCUUUUAAGUUUUAUGGCGAGCUUAGCUAGGAAAAGCUAAAUUUUCCAUAUUCUUUAAUGUGUAGCAUGUGGGCUUUGUUAUUUCCAAUUAUUGUACGAAUAUUAACCACGACUUGAGUGGGCAAUAGUGUGUUCUGAUGCAUCAAAGUUUGCAGUAAGGUGGUGGCAGCAUAGAAUUUUAAGCAUCUGGCCCAAGGUUUUCUUUAUUUUGCUUCAUUAGUCAUUACAAUAAUCCUAAUCCCUAUCUCUCAAUUCCUGAUGCUAGCAUGCAAAUCGUUCUCUUGUGACCUACAAUGUUAAGCUUGGUUUCCUAGGAGCUCAGUCUUAAGUUGGCCUUCAGUAAAUGAGUUUUGGUUUCACUUUUAGAUUUUACUCAAAAUUGUCUUGAUCUUGUUGAGAUUUGAGAAUGGUCUGUGGAAUUUUUACUUUUUUAAGAACUAGAUAUUGAUAGUCGUAAAUUGACUACAUUGCUUGCAGUAAAUCAUAUUAGGUGUGAAGUCUAAGGACUAUAGAUUAGAUAAAGACCAGUUUUCUAUACUGCUUAGUAAAUGAAGGAAAUGUAAUUCCAAUCUGAUGAAAGGAUAUCCCACUGUUUUUACAAAUUGCCUAAAUAUGAAAUCGUCUAACUAAUACAUCUAUGUCUAACCUCCAAUUCGAUAAUUGUGGUCUCAUAUGACUAGUUCAUUCUUCUGUUCAUGGCCUGAUGGUGGACGAUGAUUUCCAGUUGGAUUUGGCCCUUGAUGGUGGACGAUGAUUUCCAUUUGGAUUCGGUCCAGAUGGUGGUUUAUGAAUCUUUUCAUACUUCCCCUGCUCCACAAUAGUUUGAUUAGAAACUCCAUGCAUAAACUAGUUCAGAAUAGAGACUCCAUACUUGUAAGACUUACCAAAUUAGCAAGAAUGUGUCCUCUUGUUGAUCUCAAUGUGUAGAACACUGAGCUUUUAUUGGACUUAACUGCGAUAGAGAAGCUAGAGUUAAGACCCAUUGAUAUACUUGCCUACUAAAAUCACAUAACUGUUUUGUAUAGGAAAUCCCGGAGUUGAAGAAACUAGAAAAAACACGACUUGCUUCAGCUACCACAUCAAGAAAAUAG
Molecule: messenger RNA, 3079 nt
Organism: Solanum stenotomum
Lineage: Eukaryota; Viridiplantae; Streptophyta; Magnoliopsida; Solanales; Solanaceae
Product: inner membrane protein PPF-1, chloroplastic
Exons: 12
Coding region: 115-1461 (448 amino acids)
Biological process (GO): protein localization to chloroplast; protein insertion into membrane; thylakoid membrane organization
Cellular component (GO): chloroplast thylakoid membrane
Molecular function (GO): membrane insertase activity
Source: RefSeq, a predicted model, not a curated record